CAGACCGGUGUCCGGUCCAACCGGGUCUAGUUGAGAGCAUCAAAUUCAAUUCCAAAUUUAUUUGCCCUCUUUGUUCAGUCGCAGUUCUCCUUCUCCGGCAACUGCAGAGCAGAAGCUUGAUACAGGUUCCGACACAGUGCUGUAACUAUGGUGGAAACACUUUUUGAAGAUAUAUUUCGAGUUGACGAGCUAGACCCCGAUGGCAAAAAGUUUGAUAGGGUGUCUCGAAUUUCUGCCAGGAGCGAGCAGUUUGACAUGCUCAUGUUUCUUGAUAUCAACACCGAGAUAUAUCCUAUGCGUACUGGAGACAAGUUCAUGAUGGUAUUAGCAUCUACGUUGAACUUGGAUGGGACACCCGACAGUGGUUAUUUCGCACCGGGUAACAAGAAAUCACUUGCAGACAAGUUCGACUACGUCAUGCAAGGAAAGCUGUACAGAAUCUCGGAGGAAUCCAGAGAGAAACAAGUCAAAGCGGACAUAUUCGUAUCGUUCGGUGGGCUUCUGAUGCAGCUUAAGGGAGACCCGUCGAUUGCAGCUAGGUUUGAGCUCGACCAGAAGCUGUUCAUUCUCAUAAGGAAGGUCUGAAGUGCAAAUGCUGUCUGUACCUUAACAAAUAUAUCUAUUACCUUUGCUUUGCUACUUAUAUUCGGUGACUUUUUAUUACUAAAACGACAUCAUCUUCAUGGUCGUAACCCUAAGAACGAAUCGUGUAAAUUCUAUCUUUGGAGAGCACAAUACGAUGAAAGUUGUAAGUCGUGUUCGGGGGAGUCGUGAUAUAAACUUUUUACCAGUUUUUCUGCCUUAA
This is a messenger RNA of Erythranthe guttata (spotted monkey flower), 805 nucleotides long. Its product is annotated as DNA-directed RNA polymerases II and V subunit 8A. Gene Ontology annotation, biological process: DNA-templated transcription. The record is from RefSeq and is a predicted model, not a curated record. Gene Ontology annotation, cellular component: RNA polymerase III complex; RNA polymerase II, core complex; RNA polymerase I complex. NCBI's taxonomy places the organism in Eukaryota, Viridiplantae, Streptophyta, Magnoliopsida, Lamiales, Phrymaceae.